UAAAUCGGGUUCGCAUUUGUAUAGAUGUGUCGUUUGUGUUUUUGUUGUAGGUUUCUUUUUUCUUGUCCACAAAUUUUUGUUUUUAGCGUCCCUUUUUCCUUUUGACAUUUUUAAGCCACAUGGAGUCUUUUCCCUUCAACCCCCUUUGGCAAAAUGAAGGACAGAAAAUUGUAGCUUUUUGUCAUUUCUCAGAGUUACAGUUAGCUUCUCACUCCCAACUUCCCAAAAACCUUUGGAACUAUUGGACUGGAAUGAGUCAAUACCAUGAGAGGCAACCAAUUUUUCUGUAUUUUUUAUUUUUUUAAAAUCAUAAUACACACACUUUCUGUCGAUUACUUUUUAGACAGACUCAUCGUAUUUUGUUUUUUCAGUAUAGUAUACGCAUUACAUUUGUUCUCACUUUGUAUCACUUUUAGUCCCAAUGUCCUUUGCUUUACCCCGACCUUUUUACCAGAGGUCAGCCCCUCCCCUUUCAGGAAGAAAGGCUGGAGUUUUUAAAUUGAUAGUUAAUCUAUAUUGUAAUUUUUAAACCUUGGCCCAUGCAUUUUCAUGUACUUGACUUUGGAGGGAAAAUGCUGGCUCGGUCUUUGAGGAAUACAUGAACUGAUGAGAAGCUAGUUUAACUUUGCAGUGCAAAAGAUAAGAUGGUUUCUAACCUAACCACUAUACUCCAAUAUUGUUAAUCAAGUGCCCAAUGACAAGCGUUUGGUCUCAGUUUGCUGUCAGUACAGUUGCUGCCAGUGUGGGUUUUUGUUUUUUGUUUUUUCCAAAUGUCACACUUCUAUUUGUCACUUGUGAAACUUGUGUCUGUAUUACAGGGGGCUCCCUGGGUUGGGUCAAAUCUGGAGAUGUGGAGUUGUCCCACUGGUUACAGGCCAUCUUAUUUUGUGCUAGAGGGGGGUAAAGGAGUGGGGAGGAGCAUCAGGGAGUCACAAGCUCCCCCGCUCUGUCGCUCCACCCCCCGCGCGCUCGCUGAGGAUUGGUGGAGUGCGCGCCAAGAGCUGUCUUCCUGACCUUUUGGAUACACCCAAUCAGUGCCCAUGCAGACAUGCAUUAGUUUUUUUAUUAUUUUAACUAUGGUUGAUAAAAAAAAAUGUGACCCAGCUGGUUAUCUAUUCUGAUAUCCACUGCUAUUGAAUAACACGUUAAACUGUGGGUUUAAGAGAGCUCAUUUUCAAGUGCCUUAAAAUGGUCCAAGCAGCGUCAGGCAGACAGCUCACAAUCUGUACUCCACCGCCCGCGUCAGAUGCUGGGUUAGAAAGACAGAAGCACGCGCAGCAACAGCGAUGACUUCUUUAUUUCAGAGCUGUGGAGGCUUCUAGAUACAAAUAAUUAAACCACAGACUUUUCUCCCUACCCCAUUGGCCAGGAUUCAAGAAUGCAGGCAAGGAUAAAGAAAUCAAAGUUUUAAAAAUAUUUCAUGAAAAUGAAUAUGAAGAAUAAACGAAAAGCAAUGAUUAAUACUUUUUCCCUUUUCCUUCAAAUAUGUAAUAUUAUUCCCAGAGAAAUGGGAUCAGUUCAUUGGGGCAAGAUCAAGCCAGUAACUGCCCUCCUGUAGUUUCACAUGCAAACUGAAUUCAUGGACAGCUGGAAGCCUUACUAUCUCAUUGAUAAACUGAACACAUCAAAGCCUUUCUUCCCUCCCUGUUACCCUCACAGCAUUCCUUUUGUUUUCUUUGAAAUGAAACAUUCAUUGCAUGAAUGAAAAUUAAGAAUAGUCUGUUAUUGUUUGUUUGUUGUGAUUUGGAAGAACCUGUUUUAUUUCCAUAUUUUAAAAAAAAGAAAAAAAAAAAAGAAUGUAUUGUUUGAAAACUUUUACUAAUGGUCUUGUUUUCUGAUUUUGUCUCUUUUGGUUUUUCCACAACUGAUAUUGUUAUUUAGAAGGUUUCAGGUGGGUGACACUAUUCCUGCGUAGGUGCCUGGCGGAAAGGAACACUAGGGCAGCCUCAGUCCUCUCCUCUUCUUCCAGCCAGCUGCGGCCACCACUCUGACAAAGUCCAAAAAUAUGGCUUGUUACCUGAAAGCCAUUGAGACUCAGCCCAACUUUGCAGUGGCUUGGAGCAACCUGGGCUGUGUGUUCAACGCCCAGGGAGAGAUAUGGCUGGCUAUACACCAUUUUGAAAAGGCUGUGACUCUGGACCCAAAUUUCCUUGAUGCUUACAUCAAUUUAGGAAAUGUUUUGAAGGAAGCCAGAAUCUUUGACAGAGCUGUGGCUGGAUACCUGAGAGCCUUGAGUCUCAGCCCUAACCAUGCGGUUGUCCAUGGAAACCUGGCCUGUGUCUACUAUGAGCAAGGUCUCAUUGACCUGGCUAUUGACACCUACCGCCGUGCAAUUGAAUUGCAGCCCCACUUUCCAGACGCCUACUGCAAUUUGGCAAAUGCUCUGAAGGAGAAAGGCAAUGUGUCUGAAGCAGAGGAAUGCUAUAACACGGCCUUGCGUUUGUGUCCAACCCAUGCUGACUCCCUUAACAACUUGGCCAAUAUCAAGCGUGAGCAGGGCAACAUUGAGGAAGCAGUUCAGCUCUACAGGAAAGCCCUAGAGGUGUUCCCAGAGUUUGCAGCAGCUCACUCUAACCUUGCCAGUGUCCUGCAGCAGCAGGGAAAACUCCAGGAGGCCCUCAUGCACUACAAGGAGGCCAUCAGAAUCAGCCCCACGUUUGCUGAUGCCUACUCAAACAUGGGUAAUACACUGAAGGAAAUGCAAGAUGUGCAAGGAGCACUUCAGUGCUACACCCGUGCCAUUCAGAUUAACCCUGCCUUUGCUGAUGCUCACAGCAAUUUGGCCUCGAUCCACAAGGAUUCUGGAAACAUCCCAGAGGCCAUUGCAUCUUACCGCACAGCUUUGAAACUCAAGCCAGACUUCCCCGAUGCUUACUGCAACUUGGCUCACUGCCUGCAGAUUGUGUGCGACUGGACAGAUUAUGACGAGCGGAUGAAGAAGCUUGUGAGCAUUGUGGCGGACCAGCUGGACAAGAACCGCUUGCCUUCAGUGCACCCACACCACAGCAUGCUGUACCCACUCUCUCACAGCUUCCGCAAGGCCAUAGCUGAGCGCCACGGAAACCUUUGCCUGGACAAGGUACACGCACUGAUCAAAAUCAAUGCACUGCACAAACCUGCUUAUGAGCAUCCGAAGGAUCUGAAGGCCAGCGGCGGACGCCUGCGUAUUGGCUAUGUCAGCUCUGACUUUGGAAACCACCCGACUUCCCACCUGAUGCAGUCCAUUCCUGGAAUGCACAGACCUGAGAAAUUUGAGGUGUUCUGCUACGCGCUCAGCCCUGAUGAUAGUACCAACUUCCGUGUGAAAGUGGUAGCAGAGGCUCAUCAUUUCACAGACCUCUCACAGAUCCCUUGCAAUGGCAAAGCAGCUGAUCGUAUUCACCAGGAUGGAGUCCACAUUCUGGUCAACAUGAACGGAUACACCAAAGGAGCCCGAAAUGAGCUGUUCGCCCUCCGCCCUGCUCCCAUUCAGGCUAUGUGGCUGGGUUACCCAGGAACCAGUGGGGCCCCCUUCAUGGACUACAUCAUCUCUGACAAGGAGACUUCACCCCUGGAGGUAGCUGAGCAGUACUCUGAGAAACUCGCCUACAUGCCCCACACUUUCUUCAUUGGAGACCACGCCAACAUGUUCCCUCACCUCAAGAAAAAGGCAGUUAUUGAUUUCAAGUCUAAUGGACACAUCUUCGACAACCGCAUUGUUCUUAAUGGUAUUGAUCUGAAGGCCUUCUUGGACAGUCUGCCGGAUGUCAAAGUGAUAAAGAUGAAGUGUGACAACAACCAGGAAGCUGCCGGGGACACAAAUGGAGCUCUGUCCAUGCCCGUAAUUCCCAUGAACACGGCAGCUGAAGCAAUCAUCAACAUGAUCAAUCAAGGCCAGAUUCAGGUCACAAUCAAUGGCUUCACUGUCAGCAAUGGCCUGGCCACCACACAGAUCAAUAACAAAGCUGCCACUGGAGAGGAGGUGCCACGCACGAUCGUUGUGACAACCCGCUCUCAGUAUGGUCUUCCAGAGGACUCCAUCGUCUACUGCAACUUCAACCAGCUCUACAAGAUUGAUCCCCCUACUCUUCAGAUGUGGGCAAAUAUCCUGAAGCGUGUGCCUAACAGUGUGCUGUGGCUUCUUCGCUUCCCUGCUGUGGGCGAGCCCAACAUCCAGCAGUACGCUCAGAACAUGGGUCUGCCGGCCUCUCGCAUCAUCUUUUCUCCUGUGGCCCCCAAGGAGGAGCAUGUGAGAAGGGGACAGCUGGCUGAUGUGUGCUUAGACACUCCUCUGUGCAAUGGUCACACCACAGGCAUGGAUGUUCUCUGGGCUGGAACACCCAUGGUUACCAUGCCAGGUGAGACACUUGCCUCCCGUGUGGCUGCCUCACAACUCAGCUGCCUGGGCUGCCCUGAGCUAAUAGCCCAAAGUCGCCAGGACUACGAGGACAUAGCAGUCAAACUGGGCUCUGACAUGGAGUACCUGAAGACGGUCAGAGCACGUGUUUGGAAGCAGCGAAUCUGCAGCCCCCUUUUCAACACCAAGCAGUACACAUACGACCUGGAGAACCUCUACCUGCAGAUGUGGGAGCACCAUAGCAAAGGCAACAAGCCAGAACACCUGUUCAAACUCCAGACAGUAGAGACCAGUGAGAACGCCUGAAGUGGAAGCACGCUGCUUUCUCUUCCCUUAUACUCCAGCCAUGUCCAGCCCUCCCCACCAUCUUUUUUUCCAGCACCCCAGCUUGAAUGGUCACUGUCCUCUUCAGCCCCUAUCCCUGAAUGACUGUUUCCAUCUUAUCUCACUCAUUUAAUAUUAAUGGGACUCGUAAAGGAGCCUACAGAUGUACACAUUUGUCCCCCAUCACACAUCUGCAUUUCCUGAGCCAGAUAGAGCCUGAGACUUUCGGGCACCUUAUCUGAGACUCUUGUCCUGAAACACAGUAUAUUUGGUGAGCAUGAGAGGAUUGUGAAUGCCCUGCUACCCCUUCAGUACUUGGAUCAGUGGAUUUUGUUUCUCCUGUCCGUGUGCAUACAGGAUUGAUUGCAGCUUCUGGAGAGAAUGCCCAGCCGCCAUUACAUGUUGAUCUAUUUAUAAAUGGAUAAAGAGUGUUGUGUGUUUUAAAAGGACAAUGUUGCACCAUGAAAAUUGUAACUCUGACUUAAGUUUCAUCAGCUUUAACAUGCAAUUGUGGACAUAGAUUGCAACUGCUCUUUAGUUUGUCUUAAGCCGUUAUUAAAUGACUAAAAUAAGUAGAUGUGCAAGUUUUGAAGAAUAUGGACUUCUUCCCCUCACCUAAUGCCAACUUUUAUUAAUUUUGUUAAUCAAGGAGUAUGUUCAGUAGCUGUUGUCCUGUUUGAUGUCACACUUUGCUUGUAAAAAAAAUAAUAUUAAUAAUUGGACAAAGCUGGACAGAGGAAUUUCAGGUCAUUGGAAAGGGCCUAAAUUUCAGUUUAGAUGUCAGAGCUGUUCACAAAUUCAUCUUGUUUUUUAAUCACACAAGGAACGGCCUAGGUAAGUAUUUUCUAAGCAGUUUUUGUUUUUGUAUUGUCCGUUAACUGUAUGCUGUCAAUGAUGCCACAGGGCUAUAAAUAUAAUUAAAAAAAGAAAAUAAAGAGAUGGCAAACCUG
Toxotes jaculatrix (banded archerfish) is the source of this 5610-nucleotide messenger RNA. It is a transcript of the gene ogt.1, whose product is annotated as O-linked N-acetylglucosamine (GlcNAc) transferase, tandem duplicate 1. Gene Ontology annotation, biological process: protein O-linked glycosylation. The record is from RefSeq and is a predicted model, not a curated record. The transcript has 19 exons. Lineage: Eukaryota; Metazoa; Chordata; Actinopteri; Toxotidae. Gene Ontology annotation, molecular function: protein N-acetylglucosaminyltransferase activity; protein binding. The coding region runs from base 2006 to 4642 and encodes 878 amino acids.